AUGAGAUUUACACAAUAUCUUAAACAAAUUCCGAAAGUUAAUGUUCAAGAUGUGAUAAUUAGAGCAUCUGGUACUAAUUUACCAACUGGUUUAGCUGGAAUAUACAAACAUCCAAAUCCAAGACCUGCUUUAGUUGCAUUAUACAAUGAAACAAUCAAAAUUUUAAAUGAUAAAUUUCCAAAAGAUUCAAUAUAUAAACAAUCAGUUGAAAAUUUAACUAAAAAUAGAUUAAAAAUUGUUGAAAAUGAAGAAAUUACAGAAAAUAUAGAAAAUAAAAUUGGUGGUGGAUUAAUUGAAGAAAUUAUUAUACAAGCAAAAGAAGAAUUAGAUUUAGCUCAUGAAUUAUCAGCAUUAAAAUGUUGGGAAGAAUUAGAAGAAAAACCAUUGGAUGACCAAUGGGUUUAUUUUGGAAAGAAGAUUUAG
This is a messenger RNA of Insectozyma verbasci, 423 nucleotides long. Lineage: Eukaryota; Fungi; Ascomycota; Pichiomycetes; Serinales; Debaryomycetaceae. The record is from the annotation of a GenBank genome assembly.